GCCGCGCCUGCGCAGCAUGAGCUUUUCGUAGGAGCGGCGUAGGCGCCACCCGAACGGAGACUUCCCGCCCAAAUCCGACUGGCGUCCGGGCGACGGGUCCAGUGCUUAUCGAGGCUGUGUUGUAUUGGCAGAUUUUUCUGGGGAGAAUAUGGCUCAUAAAACAACAGGACGCAGAAAUUGUGCUAAAAACCAGAAGGAGAAAACAACCUAUGAUCCAUUGUAUGAUUUCAGUGAGGAAAAUGAGAAAAAAUUGGGUUGUAGCUAUGAGGAUGAUAAACUAGAGGAUGCUUCAUUGCCACUUGCGAGGAAACGGACAAUGUCCAGCACAGGCACUGAACAGGAAGAGGAAAUGGACGAAAUUAGCGUUGGGUAUGAUGUCAGUGAUGUGGCCACCAUGCUUGAGCGAUUUGGAGCUGAUAUUAAUAAGGCUAUCUUGGCUAAGAAGAAACGACUGGAGGUGUACACAAAAUCCUCAUUAAAGACCAGCAACCAAAAGAUAGAGCAAGUUUGGAAAGUGCAACAAGAAGAAAGGCAAAAGCUUUCGGAUGAUUAUUGUAAGCAGUUCACUGGAAUCUUCCAGCAGUGGGAGAAAGAUAUUCAGAAGGCCAAAGACCAAGAAGAGAAAAUAGAAAACCUGUUUCGGCAGCAACAGAAGCUUUUCCAGCAGAUGAGGGUGGUCCAAGGACAAAGGCUGAAGAGCAUUAAGCAGUUGUUUGACCAGUUCCUGAAGAACUUGGAGGAGCUGGAGAAAACCCACACUGAACAGCAGUCAGCCGUGCAGAGCGAGCUUCGCAAGGAGAUGGCACUCUUUCAGAAACGAAUUUUAAUGGACACCCAACAACAGGAGAUGGCCACAGUGCGCAAGUCCCUACAGUCCAUGCUGAUGUGAUGUCGUUCAGUGGAUACCCAUCCUCCACAGUGCUCAGUGGCCAUUUUACAUUAAUACCUUUUUCAGGUUGCUGCAACAAUCUCAGUUUAUUGUUAUCUCAAAGUUCAAAAUUUCUCAAUCUUCGUUUGUUAUGUCAGAGCUUGGUUAUAAAUCUGCCUUCUCAGUAUGUUUAUCUCUUCAAUACCAAGUCAUUAUGUUGAAAUUGUUAACCAGAAUAAAACAUCUUUUACUCUGCCACUUGGUUAACAGUUAUGUUUUCUUCCUAGCCUGCCCUGUAUAUCAUUAUUAUUCAGUUGCAUUAAAUGUGUAAAAUACUUUGAUCAGGGGCCUGACCAAGAUGUAGUUUCCCCUUGGUGCCCCUCCUUCUUCCCUUUCUCUGAUGAUCUACGCUCCUCUCCUAUCACAGUUCUCCUCCACCCUUUUACCUUUCUCACUCAUCUGGCUUCACCUAUCUAGUCCUAGCUAGUUACCUACCUAGCUAGUCCUGCUUCCUCUCCUUCCACCUUUAUAUUCUGGCAUCUUCCCCCAUUCUUUCCAUCCUGAAUGGUCUUUGCCCAAAAUAUUGACUGUUUAUUCAUUACCAUAGAUACUAACUGACAUGCUGAGUUCCUCCAGCAUUUUGUGCGUUGCUCUGGAUUUCCAUCUUCUGCUGAAUCU
Mobula hypostoma (lesser devil ray) is the source of this 1546-nucleotide messenger RNA. It is a transcript of the gene sycp3, whose product is annotated as synaptonemal complex protein 3. NCBI's taxonomy places the organism in Eukaryota, Metazoa, Chordata, Chondrichthyes, Myliobatiformes, Myliobatidae. The record is from RefSeq and is a predicted model, not a curated record. Gene Ontology annotation, biological process: meiotic cell cycle; spermatid development. Bases 149 to 889 code for a protein of 246 amino acids. Gene Ontology annotation, cellular component: synaptonemal complex. The transcript is spliced from 9 exons.